Messenger RNA from Cebus imitator (Panamanian white-faced capuchin), 2059 nucleotides. Its product is annotated as olfactomedin-4-like. The record is from RefSeq and is a predicted model, not a curated record. The transcript is spliced from 6 exons. Bases 772 to 1422 code for a protein of 216 amino acids. Gene Ontology annotation, biological process: signal transduction. Lineage: Eukaryota; Metazoa; Chordata; Mammalia; Primates; Cebidae.
CUUACUCCACUCCUGUAGUUGAUGCAAGAUGCAGCCUGUUACAGUUCUUCUGACCGCUCUACAGCUGCUGUCCCUGGUGCUCCCAGGAGAGCCUCAGGGCCUUGAAGAAAAAUUGGAUUCCAGCAAUGUGAACUGCAGCCACAUUCAGCCAGUGCAUGAGCUGGUGAGAAGUGUGUCAAGCUCUGUGGAUGAAGGAGGCACAUGCCAUUGUGUGGUUCACCUGUCCGACAACCCCAUCCCCUUGCAGCAGCUGGAACAGCUACAUAGUACAGCUCAGGAGCUCAUUUGCAAGUAUGAGCAGAAGCUAUCCAGAGUCAGUGAGUAUGUACGUACCACUGAAGGUCAAGACAAUGAGGUUCUGGAAAUGAGCCAUAUACUGGAGUCCAGGAAUCCCAGCGCCCUUGCUUCUCCCUAUGAGAUCCCAGCCUUCAACCUGCUGCACCUGGAGCUGGAGGGAAUACAGGAAUUGGUGACUCAACUGAAGGCCAAGGGAGGCAUUAGUGUGGCUGGGGACCUCCUCUAUUGACUCCAGAGCUAGCUUCUUGUGCCCAUGGAGACCUCCAGAAAGUUAGCAAACCCCUUGUGGUGCAGCUCAAUUGGAGAGGCUUCUCAUACAAGGCAGGUGCCUGGGGCCGAGACUCAGCACCCAAUCCAGCCUCUUCUGUUUACUGGGUGGCCCCUCUAUGUACAGAUGGUAGGUACUUUGACUACUAUCGGCUGUACAAAUCCUAUAAUGACCUCGUGCUGCUGGCAAACUAUGAAGAGAGGAAGAUGGGCUAUGGUGAUGGCAGUGGAAAUGUUGUGUACAAGAACUUUAUGUACUUUAACUACUAUGGCACAAGUGACAUGGCCAAGAUGGACCUUUCCCCCAACACCCUGGUGCUGCGGCAUCUGCUGCCUGGUGCUACCUAUAACAACCGCUUUUCCUAUGCUGGUGUGCCCUGGAAGGACAUAGAUUUUGCUGGUGAUGAGAAGGGGCUGUGGGUUCUCUAUGCCACUGAGGAGAGCAAGGGGAACCUGGUUGUGAGUCUUCUCAACACUAGCACUCUAGAAGUGGAGAAAACCUGGCACACCAGCCAGCACAAGCCAGCCCUGUCAGGGGCCUUCAUGGCCUGUGGGGUGCUCUAUGCCUUACGCUCACUGAGCACCCUCCAAGAAGAGAUCUUUUAUGCUUUUGACACCACCACUGGGCAGGAGCGCUGCCACAGCAUCCUGUUGGACAAGAUGCUGGAAAGGCUGCAGAGCAUCAAUUACUGCCCCUCAGACCACAAGCUAUAUGUCUUCAAUGAUGGUUACCUGAUAAAUUAUGACCUCACCUUCCUGACAAUGAAUAGCAGGCUACCAAGACCACCAGCCAAGAGGACCUCUGGGGUUCAUGUUUCCCCAAAACCUGUCAAACCUAACAAAGCUUUCAGACACUGAGACCCCAGGGCUGGGCAGAGCAUUGGUAGAUGCAUGUCUUCUUCCUUACCUCCGGGAGGACCAUAACCCAAAAUGGUGAUUGGCCCUAAUGAUUGGGAGGCGUUGAUCAUACGUAGUGAGUUCCUUAUGUAAUUAAUAUCUCAAUCAGCACAUUAAGGUUCCCUUUAAUAAUGAUCUAGGUGGAUUUGAUAGGAAAAAAGUGAAAUAUUAGCUAACAAAAUGGUACCCUUUCUUUCUGAUGCUUUGGCAUCUUGUAUUCCUUUUGGAGAAUCAUAAAUCCAGCUUCUAGAACUUGAGAGUUCUGUGAUCUAGAAUUGUCAGUCUCAGGUUGGGAACAUUGGAUUCCAGUGCAGAAGCUGCAGGGGAACUGGUCAUUAGAGUGGGAUAUGCAAGUUCCCUUUCUUAUCUCUACCUUCCUGUGAGGUCCCUAGGGAUAAAAGGGGCAAAAUCUUGGUCUGAAAAUCAAUUUUCAUUGUCCUGGAUCGAUCUCACUUUUGAGGGCAAUUGCAAGAGAAGUGCUUAGGCCUGAGUCUUGCUGUAGUAAGUUAGCAACUGGCAACACAGCAUGGUGAGGAUCUGAUAUGGAUGGCGCUGGGGGUCUAGAUAUUCUCAAUAAAGAAUCAUUGGUUUGGUAGCA